AUGCAAUUCAACCAACUACUUGUUCAUUGCUUCUCUCUCACGCAAACACCAAAGCUUCAGCAAUCAAGCAGCGGUGCUGUUCCAGGCGGUGUGGCUUCUGAUUCGCGGUACUGUCUUCAUAGUACUGACCGCGAAAUUCAGCAAGUGGAGCGCGGGGUGGUGGAGGAUGAAGAUGGUGAAGGCAUCUAUGGAACCGAUGCUCUGUCUAUCUCAGCUUGGUAUGGAAGAGGACAUGAGAACCGUGACCUCUGGUUGAUGUUGAUGUUUCUCGUCUUGGCUCUUGCGAUGAGGAUGCCAUGUUUAUACUCCAAAUGCAGUGAGAGUUUGAAUGGAGAUGGAGUCUUGUACACGAGUCUCUAUGUGGAGAGCAUCGAAUCAAUAGAGAUGAAGAUGAAUGAGAAGCUAAGUGUCAUCAAACUACUAAAACGAGCUGCGAAGCUACUCUUCGGUAACAUCAAACUCGCUUUCUUCCUUCUGCUAUGUUCUCUCCCUCUCUUUUGUUUCUUGAUCUUCUUUGAGCUCUCCCUCCAAACUACCGUCUCUCUCACUUACCAAUUCCUCUCCAAACAACUCAGUUUUGAGGAGGACCUGUCAGGGAAUGAUCUGUUUCUCCAGACCACCGUCUCUCUCAAUUACCAAUUCCUCUCCCAACAACACAGCUUUUGGGAGGACUUGUCAGAAAAUCAUCUGAUUUUAUGGCUGAUCCAGACAUCUCUGCUCUACUUCUUGCCCUACACCUUUCUUGACCUCCUUACCACCACCACGAUCGUUGCAGCAUCUUCGAUUGUUUACACGUCCGAGAAAGAACCGAUGAGGCUGACUGAUUUGGUACGAAGAUCUUUCGAAAUAUGUCAGACCAGAGUAAGAGGUUGUCUCAUCACAUCUCUCUACGUCCUUCUCUUGUCAACCUCUGUUUUCAUCUUCUUCUUUCUUUUCUUUCUUUUGCUUUUCUUCGGUUUCUUCUCUAAUUGGACCAAGCAAUUAAUCAUUGCUCCUCUCUUACACCAACACCAAAGCUUCCUCGACCAAGCACCAGUGCUGAUCUACGCGAUGGUGGUUCUGGUUCAGGGUACUCUUUUCAUGUACCUGACUGGAAAGUUCUUUAAGUGGAGCGCAGGCUGGAACAUGGGUUUGGUUGUCUCGGUCGUAGAAGAAGACGGAGAAGAUGGUCAAGGCAUCUAUGGAAGUGAUGCUUUGUCUCUUUCAGCUUUGUAUCGAAGAGGACAUGAAAAGCGUGAUCUCUGGAUGAUGUUGGUGUUCUUGGUCUUCUCUCUCGCGGCGAGGAUACCAUGUGUAUACUCCAAAUGCAAUUUGUAUUCGAGUGGAAACAGAGUGUUGUACACUGGUAUCUAUGUGGGUUUCUUAUGUGUUGGGAAUGUUCUUAAAUGGUUGGCUUGUGUGGUUUGUUACCACAAUUGUAAAACUAGGUUCUUGAGGAAGAAGGCUGAUGUAGAACAACAAGCUAAACCUCCUGCUACUUAG
Molecule: messenger RNA, 1482 nt
Organism: Thlaspi arvense
Lineage: Eukaryota; Viridiplantae; Streptophyta; Magnoliopsida; Brassicales; Brassicaceae
Source: the annotation of a GenBank genome assembly